AUGGAUAAACCCCAUCUUGAUCCAACAUCGGGAAAACUAACCGAUGAGUAUGCGAGUGGUAUUGAAGAAUUUAUAACCCUUACGACAAAGAAUAGUGAGAGCUCUGGAAAUACUAAAUUCUAUUGUCUUUGUCUUACAUGUCGCAAUAACAGAGUAUACUCUGUUAGAGGACUAUGGAAUCACUUGUAUAGGAAUGGAUUUAUGCCAGGAUACAAGAUUUGGUAUAUGCACGGAGAAACUGAAUCAAUGGUAAAUUAUUAUAGCAGUGCUUCUGGUGUGAUAGAAGAACCAACUCCAGAUGUUGAGAUGGUGAAUGAUGUAAACGUAGGUAGUAUUGUUCAGAUGGUGAAUGACGCAUUUCAAGAAAACGUAGCAUCGUAUAUUCAGGAUGGUAAUAGAACAGAAGAACCUAAUUUAGAAGCCCAGAGGUUUUUUGAUAUGCUAGAUGCAGCUAAACAACCUUUAUAUGGAGGAUGUAGAGAGGGCAUAUCGCCUUUAUACUCUGCAAGCAGGUUGAUGACUAUCAAGAUGGAUUUUAAUCUGGCAGAAGAUUGUGUGGAUGCAAUAGCUGAUUUUGUUAAAGAUAUUUUACCUGAAGAUAAUAUCUCACCGGUUUCAUAUUACGAGAUUCAGAAACUUGUAAGUGGUCUUGGAUUACCAUAUGAAAUGAUAGAUGUCUGCAUCGACAAUUGUAUGAUAUUCUGGAGGAAUAACGAGCAUCGCUUAAAGUACAAAUUUUGUCAUAAACCGCGAUAUCAGGAAACAAGUAGCAGAGUACCUGUUCCACAUAAAAGGAUCUGGUAUUUGCCAAUAAAAGAGAGGCUGAAAAGGUUAUAUCAAUCAGAGCGAACAGCAGCUCCAAUGAGAUGGCAUGCACAACACAACUCAGAUGGAGAGAUUGCACAUCCUUCAGAUGCAGAAGCGUGGAAACGUUUUCAAGAGCUCUAUCCUAGUUUUGCGUCUGAGCCAAGGAAUGUCUACCUUGGGUUAUCUACGGAUGGAUUCAACCUUUUUGGCAAGCAUGGGCGGCAAUAUUCUUUAUGGCCAGUAAUUGUCACACCUUAUAAUUUGCCACCAAGUUUGUGCAUGAAACGAGAGUUUUUGUUCCUUACAAUACUCGUUCCUGGACCAGAGCACCCCAAGAGAUCUCUUGAUAUUUUCUUAUAG
Messenger RNA from Eutrema salsugineum, 1167 nucleotides. RefSeq lists its product as uncharacterized. Lineage: Eukaryota; Viridiplantae; Streptophyta; Magnoliopsida; Brassicales; Brassicaceae. Bases 1 to 1167 code for a protein of 388 amino acids. The transcript has a single exon. The record is from RefSeq and is a predicted model, not a curated record.